CAUCCUUGUAACUCAUCUGAACAGUUUUAGUAUCCCCCCUUCCCUGUCGUGACAAACGAACGAAAGCAACAAAAUCGAUUCACGUCGCAUUUACCAUUACGUAUAAGAUAAAGGCGAGGAAGGAGAAUCAUCGCUGAAACUUUUGCAAGCCAUCUUUGCAGUACAAAUCUCAACAGCUUUCGCCCAACAAAAUGCCAAAGAAACGCAGAAACGGAGGAAGGUCCAAGCACAACCGAGGCCACGUGAACCCCCUGAGGUGCUCCAACUGUGGAAGGUGUGUUCCCAAGGACAAGGCCAUUAAAAGAUUCAACAUCAGGAACAUCGUCGACACGUCCGCGCAGAGAGAUAUAAAGGAGGCAUCCGUUUACUCCACAUUUCAGUUACCGAAAUUGUACAUCAAGCAGUGCUACUGCGUUUCAUGUGCCAUUCACUCGCGUUUUGUGAGAGUUCGAUCGAGAGAGCAACGAAGAGUGCGAAAGGAGACAUCCAAGCACGUCAACCCAUCGCAGUUGUAGGCGAGAGGAGGAAGGAGUCUCUCCAUGGAAAUUAGGGGCGAAGGGAUGAACAGUUCUCUUCAUCGAAGUUACCGGUGAGGGAUUCCCUUUCUUUUCCUUCCCCUUCUUUUUUUUUUUUUUCUUUUUUAUACCAUCACCACGACAGUUGCAUGUACAAUCGCCCAAUGCACACGCGCCGUUUGCGAACUGUUUAGCCACUGCGCAAGUCUGUCUCGGAACGACGACCACUUUGUUUUCAAUGCAAAUUGUCGAAAAAACGCACAACAUUAGCAGUCCCCGUUUAGGGAUGAAGUAAAAAGGAAGCAGUUAUUAACA
This is a messenger RNA of Plasmodium vivax (malaria parasite P. vivax), 830 nucleotides long. RefSeq names its product 40S ribosomal protein S26, putative. Gene Ontology annotation, biological process: translation. Gene Ontology annotation, cellular component: ribosome; cytosolic small ribosomal subunit. Gene Ontology annotation, molecular function: structural constituent of ribosome; mRNA binding. The transcript has 2 exons. Bases 192 to 515 code for a protein of 107 amino acids. NCBI's taxonomy places the organism in Eukaryota, Apicomplexa, Aconoidasida, Haemosporida, Plasmodiidae. The record is from RefSeq and is a predicted model, not a curated record.